Molecule: messenger RNA, 3214 nt
Organism: Cynoglossus semilaevis (tongue sole)
Lineage: Eukaryota; Metazoa; Chordata; Actinopteri; Pleuronectiformes; Cynoglossidae
Gene: gria4a
Product: glutamate receptor, ionotropic, AMPA 4a
Exons: 18
Coding region: 78-2801 (907 amino acids)
Biological process (GO): monoatomic ion transport
Cellular component (GO): membrane
Molecular function (GO): signaling receptor activity; ligand-gated monoatomic ion channel activity
Source: RefSeq, a predicted model, not a curated record
CCCACCGACUUCUGUCUCUCUCGAUGUCUCUCAACAGUUUCUGAACGGAUUGAAGGAAAGUGGGGGAGAAAAAAAAAAUGAGGAUGAUUAUUCUGUCUUGGCACUUUCUGGGAUUUUUUUCUGCCCUGUGGGGCUUGGCGGCGGGGGCUUUCCCCAGCUCAGUGCAGAUAGGCGGCUUGUUCAUAAGGAAUACAGAUCAAGAAUAUACAGCCUUUCGACUUGCCAUCUUCCUUCACAACACCAGCCCUAAUGCGACGGAGGCUCCCUUCAACUUGGUGCCGCAUGUGGACAACAUAGAGACGGCCAACAGCUUUGCUGUCACCAAUGCAUUUUGCUCUCAGUAUUCACGAGGGGUGUUUGCCAUUUUCGGCCUUUACGACAAGCGCUCCGUGAACACGCUGACGUCGUUCUGUGGGGCCCUGCACAUCAGCCUCGUGACACCCAGCUUCCCCACCGAAGGAGAAGGCCAGUUCACCCUGCAGCUCCGGCCGUCCAUCAGAGGAGCUCUGCUGUCACUGUUGGACCACUACGACUGGAGUCGAUUUGUCUUCCUCUAUGACACAGACAGAGGUUAUGCAAUUCUGCAGGCAAUUAUGGAGAGAGCGGGGCAAAACGGAUGGCAGGUGAGCGCGAUCUGUGUGGAGAGUUUCAAUGAGGCAGCGUAUCGUCGCCUCCUUGAGGAUCUGGAUCGACGUCAAGAGAGGAAAUACGUCAUUGAUCUGGAGCCCGAGAGAUUACAGAACAUCCUAGAGCAGGCUGUCAGUGUGGGGAAACAUGUCAAAGGUUUCCAUUACAUCAUAGCCAACCUGGGCUUUAAGGACAUAUCUCUGGAGAGGUUCAUGCAUGGUGGUGCAAACGUGACUGGGUUCCAGCUGGUGGAUUUCAGCAAGCCCAUAGUCAUUAAAUUGAUGCAGCGCUGGAACAAACUGGAUCAGAGGGAGUACCCAGGCUCUGACAGUCCACCUAAGUAUACCUCGUCUCUAACGUACGACGGUGUCCUCGUCAUGGCCGAAGCCUUUCGUACCCUGCGACGUCAGAAAAUCGAUAUAAGUCGCCGCGGUAAUGCCGGUGACUGUCUGGCCAAUCCGGCAGCUCCGUGGAACCAAGGGAUAGACAUGGAGCGUGCCCUCAAACAGGUGCGGAUUCAUGGCCUGACUGGAAAUAUCCAGUUUGACCAUUUCGGCCGCAGGGUCAACUACACCAUGGAUGUGUUUGAACUGAAAAGCAACGGACCACGCAAGAUUGGCUACUGGAAUGACAUUGACAAGCUAGUGUUGGUCCAGAAUGAAAAUGCUCUGUCCAAUGACAGCUCAGCGAUGGAGAACAGGACGGUAGUCGUGACGACCAUUAUGGAAGGUCCCUACGUGAUGCUGAAGAAGAACUGGGAGCUCUACGAAGGCAACGACCAGUAUGAAGGAUACUGCGUGGACCUGGCCUCAGAGAUAGCGAAACACAUCGGAAUCAAGUACAAAAUUUCAAUUGUACCAGACGGGAAAUAUGGAGCCAGAGAUCCGGAGACGAAGAUAUGGAACGGCAUGGUCGGAGAGCUUGUCUAUGGGAAAGCAGAAAUAGCCGUGGCCCCAUUGACCAUCACUCUUGUCAGAGAGGAGGUGAUUGACUUCUCAAAGCCCUUCAUGUCUCUGGGAAUAUCCAUCAUGAUCAAGAAGCCCCAGAAGUCUAAGCCUGGAGUUUUCUCAUUCCUGGACCCACUGGCCUACGAGAUCUGGAUGUGCAUCGUGUUCGCUUACAUCGGAGUCAGCGUGGUGCUGUUUUUGGUGAGUCGAUUUAGUCCCUACGAGUGGCAUGCAGAGGAGCCAGAGGAGGGCGCCACAGAGCCGGGGCCCACUGACCAACCACCCAACGAGUUUGGCAUCUUCAACUCUCUGUGGUUCUCACUUGGAGCUUUCAUGCAACAGGGCUGCGACAUCUCGCCACGGUCCCUAUCGGGAAGGAUCGUUGGAGGUGUGUGGUGGUUCUUCACCCUCAUCAUCAUCUCCUCUUACACAGCCAACCUGGCCGCCUUCCUCACCGUGGAGAGGAUGGUCUCACCUAUAGAAAGUGCGGAGGAUUUGGCCAAACAGACAGAGAUAGCCUACGGGACACUGGACUCAGGAUCAACCAAAGAGUUCUUCAGGAGGUCCAAAAUAGCCGUAUACGAGAAGAUGUGGUCGUACAUGAAGUCCGCCGAGCCCACUGUCUUCACCAAAACCACGGCAGAAGGUGUGGCCAGGGUCCGAAAGUCCAAGGGGAAGUAUGCCUUCCUCCUGGAGUCCACCAUGAACGAAUACACGGAGCAGCGCAAACCCUGUGACACCAUGAAAGUCGGGGGGAACCUGGAUUCCAAAGGAUACGGCAUUGCUACGCCAAAAGGCUCACAGUUAAGAAAUGCGGUCAACCUGGCCGUGCUAAAGCUCAACGAGCAGGGCCUGUUGGACAAAUUGAAAAACAAGUGGUGGUAUGACAAAGGAGAAUGUGGCAGCGGGGGAGGGGAUUCCAAGGACAAGUCUUCACAGGCCCUGAGCCUGUCCAAUGUGGCCGGGGUCUUCUACAUCCUGGUCGGCGGCCUCGGGCUGGCCAUGCUGGUGGCCCUGGUCGAGUUCUGCUACAAGUCCCGGGCCGAAGCCAAGCGCAUGAAGCUGUCGUUUUCUGAAGCCAUGCGGAACAAGGCCCGUCUGUCCAUCACAGGAAGUGUGGGGGAGAACGGCCGUGUCCUGACGCCAGACUGCCCCAAAGCUGUGCAUGCCGGCCACGCCUCCCUCCGACACCCCGGCCUUGCAGUGGUCUCCUCCGGACUGCCCUGAAAACCAAAAACACCUCCCGUGCCUUAUUAACACGCAUACAGACUAUGAAACGGACAAACACACACACACACAAACACACACAGACAUCUAUAUGUGCAUACAUACGAACAUACAGUACCAUUCAAUCACACACACAUGCAUAAAGCUAAGCUCAACACACAAAUACUUAAACACACAUACUUGAAUACACCGACACUGCACAUCGCCAUUUCACUUUUCCUGUUGCCAUAGACCUAUUUUACAAGAGAUAUAAGACUGUGCAUUGACAUGUUCACCAGUGAAGUGGGUAGGGGCGGGGACGGGAGGGGAUGAAUGAACUAUUAUGAUUGGCUGCAACUCUUUUGGAGCGGGUGAUGGGGGGAGAUAUUGUCCCGAUAUCUUCAAAACAAGAGGAAAGCCAACGCAGAUGUCCA